CUUGGAAGCGCCUCCCCACGUCCCUCCCCUGCCCUCCUCUUGCUCUGCUCCUCUCUCCCUCACCACAAAUAGUCGCCGACCUACUGCCAAUCCGCCUCUCUCUCCCUCUCUCUCUCUCUUUCUCUCUCUCCCCCCCCCCCCCAACAUGACUGACUGGGAAGCGGUGGCUCGGGCAGAGCAGCUCUGCUGGCGCAGGCAGGAGGAGCAGGAGGAUUAUUAAAUAACGCAGCUCGACUCUGUGCAACUGGGAGUGGAGAGAAGGAGCCCAACAGCCGAGAAGGGGAGGGAGGGCAGAGGAGGGGGACCAGGAAGGACACCCCCGUGCCCCGAAGACAUAAAUCCCUGAGUGCCCGGGAGGAGCCUUAACAAGCGCACGGAGCCCUCAAGGCUGCUAAGUUGGCUUUCACAGUGCAAGCCUUGGAGUCCCAAUGGGGGACUCAGGAUCAAGACGAUCUACCCUGGUCUCCCGGUUGCCAAUAUUCAGAAGAAGUAUUAGCAGAAGACAUGAUUCUCUUCCUUCUUCACCUUCUUCCAGUAAUACAGUUGGUGUCCACAGCUCCUCUCCUUCCAGCACUAACUCAAGCUCAGGUAGCACAGGUAAACGGAGGAGCAUAUUCCGUACUCCUUCCAUUAGCUUCCACCAUAAGAAGGGGAGUGAGCCUAAGCAAGAACCUACCAACCAGAACCUUAGUAUUUCAAAUGGUGCUCAACCUGGUCACAGCAAUAUGCAGAAACUAAGUUUGGAAGAACAUAUUAAGACCAGGGGAAGACAUUCUGUUGGUUUUAGUAGUUCACGAAAUAAAAAGAUAACAAGAUCUUUGACAGAGGACUUUGAAAGGGAAAAAGAGCACUCAACUAACAAGAAUGUCUUUAUAAAUUGUCUAAGUUCCGGCAAAAGUGAAGGGGAUGAUUCUGGUUUCACAGAAGACCAAACUCGCCGUUCUGUUAAGCAGUCAACAAGGAAGCUACUCCCUAAAUCUUUUUCAUCUCACUAUAAAUUUUCUAAGCCAGUUCUACAGAGCCAAUCUAUUUCAUUGGUACAGCACUCUGAAUUCUCAUUGGAAGUUACACAGUACCAAGAGAGAGAACCUGUGUUAGUAAGAGCUUCGCCGUCCUGCUCUGUGGAUGUAACAGAACGGGCAGGAAGCUCUUUACAAUCUCCUUUGCUUUCUGCUGAUCUUACCACAGCUCAGACACCUUCAGAAUUUUUAGCCUUGACUGAAGAUUCUGUGUCUGAAACGGAUCCAUUUUCUAAAAGUGGAAGCAUGGCAUCCCACUGUGACAACUUUGGCCACAAUGAUUCUACCUCUCAGAUGUCUCUCAAUCCUGCUGCUGUUACAAGGACAACAAUAGAACUUAAGGGAACCGUCCCCUGUGCAGUUAUGUCUCCCGGGAAAUAUAGGUUAGAGGGUCAAUGUAGCACUGAAUCGAAUUCCUUACCAGAAACCUCUGCUGCUAAUCAGAAGGAAGUGUUAUUACAAAUUGCUGAAUUACCUGCUACAAGUGUGAGACACUCAGAGAGUAACCUACCAGCAGAUACUGAAAUAGAAGAAAAUAUAGAGUUACAAAAUGGUGAAACAAUGUUGCGGACAGACUCCCCAAGGAAACUUGGAUUUUAUGAGCAACAUAAAGCAAUAGCUGAACAUGUUAAAGUGAUUCAUCCUAUUUCAGAUUCAAAGAUAAUACCUACUUCUGGUGAUCAUCAUAUUUUUAACAAAACGUCAUAUGGAUAUGAAGCAAAUCCUGCCAAAGUUCUUGCCAGUAGUCUCAGUCCAUUUCGUGAGGGAAGAUUUAUAGAGAGGAGACUGCGAUCGUCGUCAGAAGGCACUGCAGGGAGUAGCAGAAUGAUUUUGAAACCAAAAGAUGGAAAUAUAGAAGAAGUUAAUAGUUUAAGAAAGCAAAGACCAGGUUCUUCAUCUUCAAAAAUGAACAGUUUGGAUGUUUUGAAUAAUUUGGGAUCUUGUGAACUGGAUGAAGAUGAUCUAAUGCUUGAUCUUGAAUUUUUAGAGGAACAGAAUCUUCACCCUUCUGUUUGCCGGGAGGACUCAUAUCACUCUGUCGUCUCAUGUGCUGCAGUAGUUCUUACUCCUAUGGAACCAACAAUAGAAAUGAAGAAAAGAGAAGAACCAAAAUUUCCUGAGCCUUCCAAACAGAAUCUUUCCCUGAAAUUAACAAAGGAUGUUGAUCAAGAAACCAGGUGUUCCCACAUCAGCCGAAUGCCCAACAGUCCAUCUGCGGAUUGGCCCCUACAAGGUGUGGAAGAAAACGGAGGCAUAGAUUCUUUGCCAUUCAGACUGAUGUUACAGGACUGCACAGCAGUCAAGACGUUAUUAUUAAAGAUGAAGAGAGUUCUUCAAGAGAGUACGGACAUGAGUCCAGCAAGCAGUACCACGUCACUUCCUGUUAGUCCUCUUACCGAAGAGCCAGUGCCUUUCAAGGAUAUAAUGAAAGAUGAAUGCUCGAUGCUCAAGCUGCAGCUGAAAGAGAAGGAUGAACUCAUUUCCCAACUUCAGGAAGAACUGGGAAAAGUUCGGCAUUUACAGAAGGCAUUUGCUUCAAGAGUAGAUAAAUCCACACAGACUGAACUACUAGGCUAUGAUGGUUUAAACUUGAAAAGACUAGAGACAGUUCAAGGAGGGAGAGAGGCUACAUAUCGAAAUCGAAUUGUGAGCCAAAAUCUCAGCACAAGGGACAGAAAAGCAAUGCAUACUCCCACCGAGGACCGUUUUAGGUAUUCGGCAGCGGACCAGACAAGCCCUUACAAAAAUAAGACCUGUCAACUCCCAAGUCUAUGUUUAAGUAAUUUUCUGAAGGACAAGGAACUAGCAGAAGUUAUCAAACAUUCAAGAGGAACUUAUGAAACCCUCACUUCAGAGGUUACACAGAACUUACGGGCCACGGUUGGGCAGAGCUCUCUGAAGCCAACAGUUAAGACAGACGGGCUCUCCACGUUCUUAGAGAAACCAAAGGACCAAGUUGCUAUGGCCCGACAGCAUUCGACCUUUACAGGCAGGUUUGGACAGCCACCCAGAGGACCAAUCUCUUUACAUAUGUACAGCAGGAAGAAUGUAUUUCUCCAUCACAAUUUACACAGCACUGAGCUGCAGACCCUAGGCCAGCAGGAUGGGUAAUUAAAUCACCCUAUUCCUGUCUUUGGGUAGGAUAAAGAUGGUUAGUGUUUCUCGUGCAUAGUUCAUAUUAAAAUUUUCAUGUGCUUUUUCUUACAUUUUAGUUAUAAACAAAGACUUGUGUUGUUGGAUUUUUUUUCUUAAUCAUAAACAAAGACUUGUGUUGUGUUUUUUUUUUUCUCCAAGGGUGAAAGUUUGAGCAUGUUAAUUGAACUAGGUUGAAUUGCCUUGAAGACUUUACUAUAUAUGUGUAUAAUAAAUGGGACCAUCAUGAUCGUUUAUAUAGUUCAUAAUUUAUUGAUUUUUUACCUCUAUCACUUACUGAUAUGCAUUAAGGUUUCAGAAGAUAAUAUCAAAUAGCAAUCCGUUCACUGUUAAUGGUGUUACUAUAAAAGUAGACCUGAUGAACAAUAGGUAAAGGAAUUAUAAAGAAUUUUAAAUUACAUAGUUAAUAGAAGGAGGAAAAAAGAAGACUGUUAACGUCUUAUAUUUGGUGGUGUAUUUAUUUGAAGAAUGUGGCUUGCUUGCAUGUAGCCUAGAGAUGUGUCUGUCUCUAUUACAUACAUUCAAGCUUAUCUUGUGAUGCUAGUAAGGGGGAAAUGGCUGUAUAUUUUUUUCCUUUAAACAUUUAGUUCAUGCUAGUUCACAACGGAUUUCAGACAGAGUAAUUGCUAGCCAAAUAGAGAAUGACAGCUCUGAUCUUUGAAAAAUUUUGCUUUUAGUUUUUGUUAUUGAUGUUGAAGUACCGUAACAUAACACAAGGUGAUAAAGUUGGUCAAAUUUUGUCAAAUGAUGCAUAAAGACUGACAUGCUAUAUUCUUUGAGCCACUGUCAUGGCAUUUUUUCAAAAUUUCAAGGAUGAAACAUCCUAAGAAAAUUAUUCUUUUUCUUUACUUUCCUUAUUUUUUAAAAUGUUCUUUUUUUAUGUAGAUCCAAUUUUGGUUUAUGUACAUCAACCCAUAUCUAUAAUUUUAUGAAUGGAGGAACAGAAAGUUGGUGUUUUAGUAGCCAGCAUAUAAUAUUCUGACUAUGCAGAAAUCUAGAAUUAGAACAAAAGGUGAAGUAAAUGCGAACAUUGGCAAUUUGAUCUUAGAAAUCAGCUUCUAACAGGAAUAUUUAAAACCCAUUUGAUGGCAAAUAUUUCUCAUUGACAAUUAAGGCCCAAAUAUGUUAUAAUGUCUUAUAUACUUAUGUGCACAUGAGAUAGAUCAAUAUAUGAAUUGAUCUAUGGAUAAUUCCAUCAUGUUUAGUAGCAGAGCAGAAUCAAAGAGUACAAUUAAAUACAUAAAUACAUAAUUUGUAAAAGACUAAUAGGAAUCAAGGCUGCAGUUUUCUUAUACACAUUAGAGCUGUUAAGUGUAUCCACAUUAGCCAUAGUUCAUGCAAAUUGAAACUGUCAUACCUACUGCAUGAUCUGUUUCCCUUGCAUUUUCUAACAGACAGAAUCUGUCAGCGUGCACAAGCAAGAGGAAUAAAGGGAAAUUGAGAUAGCAGUUUUAGCAUGGCAUCUGACAACUUGCUUAAAUUAAAGCUAUGUGCAAAAUGCAUCUCCUAUUAUAAAAAUGUAUUUGUGCUCUGUGCUUUGGGGAAAAGCCAUUAGACACCCCACUCCUGAGCUUUAACUACUGAACUUUGAUACAUUUGCAAACUUUGAUUGGAACUGAUAAAGUAAGGAGUCUAGUUGAUAUGUUGUGCUUAUAAUUUUGGUUUUCCAAAGAAACACACACGUGCAUCAAGGCAGACGUUUGCCAAAUGCUUUCUUUCUUUGCGUGUUUGUAGUUCUGCCAAAAGAGAACAAUACACACUGCAAAUUGCUUGACUUAAAGAGAUUGCUAUCUAAAGUUCCCACCAUACUUUGGAAGCUAUAAUGUUCAUGCAGAUAGACACUUGGGGCUGGGCAAUAUUUAAGAAAUGAUAGGAAAAUAGAAAAAUGAUGAUUAUUAAUUGUGGAAUUCAGCUUGAUUUGUCCUAAACGUUGGUGUCUGUUGCUAGAGUAUUUUAAAUCUGUAAAUAAAUAAGCAUGAUAAAAUAAUCAAGGAUUUUUUCCCAGGAUAUGGAAGAACUAUGUAUCACAAAUAAUGUUUUUGAUUUGGACUUUUGGAGUUGAUAGUUUUGUUUUCCUGGAAGAUAGACUUUUGAAUUAUACUUUAUAAAAAUAAUCUAUUUAAAGAAGAUCUGUCAUUUAAUAGACAUUUUAAGAGAUGUUUUAAAUGCUAGUAUUUUCUUGAAAAAUCUUUUUUAAAGCUGAAUCAUUCAAAAGAAAACCUGGAUUAAACAGUUCGAUUUUAAAAGGAAGGGUAUUUUUUGGAAAUAUCAUCUUAAAGCUGUUUUGUAUCAGUAUUUUCAGCAUUGUUAUAAUAUUAUUUGUAAUACUAAGUGUAACUCAGGCCUGGAGAAGGUGUAAGCCCACUAUGCUAAUGUACAUCAGUAACUGUAAAGCAGGGGUUCUUUGUCAGUUCCUCUUGUGUAUAUAUAGUAACAUAACAAUGGCAUGUGGGCAUUCUUUCAGUGAAUUGAUUUCUUUGUACUAAAAUCUCUAGUUUUCUAAGACAGUUCCAUGUAUAAAAAUGAUUUAUACAUUUCUCCAAGGCGGUACAUAUCCAAAGACAUGACACCAGGGGGAAAAAUGCUUGUUUUUCUGAUGGAAGCAGUGGUCUUUUCUUUUCCUUCCUCUUUCUUUUGUGCAUGUGUAUGUGUAGCUAAGCCUAAAUAACCCUGUAAAAUUUCUGCUGCAAACUGUCUCUUCUGAAUUUAGAAUGCGUUUUAAAGGAACACUUAGGAAGAGAAAUACCUUGAAGAAAAGCUGUUUCCACCUGAAAUAAACUGUUCCCAUUUUGAUAAUUAUUGGAACAUGAAACUGUAUUUCUAUGAACUCAGUGAUUUUUUUCCGUAAAAUUAUAUGUUAAGAGAGUCACCACAAAACUAUGAAUUCUCUCUUGAAUUAUUUCUGCUUCUUUGGAGCACCAUAGUCUUUGUUCAAAUCACAACAUGAAACUGUCGCUGCAAUGCUAAAGAUGUGAAUCUACCACUAUCAAUAUGGUCAGGGUAAAACCUGCAGCCACAUGUUGUUCAAGUUAUUUUUGUUACCUAAUGAUUGACAUGAAAAUAAAAUAGUAAGCCAAUAUUAAUUUGUAGGCAUAGUUGCCCAACUUCAAAUGUUUACAAAGA
Messenger RNA from Rhinopithecus roxellana (golden snub-nosed monkey), 6296 nucleotides. RefSeq names its product coiled-coil serine rich protein 1 (gene CCSER1). The transcript has 11 exons. NCBI's taxonomy places the organism in Eukaryota, Metazoa, Chordata, Mammalia, Primates, Cercopithecidae. The record is from RefSeq and is a predicted model, not a curated record. The coding region runs from base 429 to 3131 and encodes 900 amino acids.